This is a messenger RNA of Cooperia oncophora, 324 nucleotides long. The record is from the annotation of a GenBank genome assembly. Lineage: Eukaryota; Metazoa; Nematoda; Chromadorea; Rhabditida; Trichostrongylidae.
AUGAAGGCUGAACCCAUCAGCUUUUAUUACUUUCAGCACUCCAUGCUAUGGGCGCUGAUCGUUGGUGUAAUUCUGGCGUUUCUUCUUGGCGCUGGAAUGGGUGGCAAUGAUGUGGCAAAUGCUUUCGGUACUUCUGUAGGCAGUGGAGUGCUGACAAUAAUACAGGCCUAUAUAAUGGCCAGUAUAUUUGAAACACUUGGAGCAGUAUUAGUAGGUUGGUCAGUGACGGACACAAUGCGAAAAGGUGUGGUCGACACCGAACAGUAUGUCAACAGUCCAAAGGAGCUGAUGCUGGGACAGGUGGCCAUAUUAGGAGGUUUGUGA